Momordica charantia (bitter melon) is the source of this 935-nucleotide messenger RNA. RefSeq names its product membrane protein PM19L. The record is from RefSeq and is a predicted model, not a curated record. NCBI's taxonomy places the organism in Eukaryota, Viridiplantae, Streptophyta, Magnoliopsida, Cucurbitales, Cucurbitaceae.
CAUCUAUGGAUUCGGCCAAGAAUAUAAGUCCCUCCAUUGAAAAGCAAAAAAAGAAAGAGAGAAAAAUGCAUAAAAUUUCCUCUCAAGGAUGAGCCAAGCAAGAAUGAUUCAUUUGCCCUUUACAACCAAUUCUGACUCCUUUUGGCAAGCAAAGAACUUACCAUCCUCCAUUAAAAUGCUUUACAACAUUCAACUCUAGAACCUGAACAGAACUCAUCCUCAUCCCCAAAACUUUCUUUCUUCCAAAUAUGCAACCCGGAAAGCUGAAACCCAUUACAGUGUCGAUUUUGUUCUUCAAUUUCUGCUUAUGCAUCGUCAUUUUCGGGAUCGGUGGCUGGGUGAUGAAUGAUGCAAUUGAUAAUGGAUUUGUUAUUGGUCAAGACCUUGAAGUUCCUGCGCAUUUUUCUCCAAUUUUCUUUAAGAUUGGAAAUUCUGCCACUGGGUUCUUUGUUGUUUUUUCUUUUAUUGCUGCUGUUGCUGUUGUUGCAUCUGUCCUCUCCGGACACUUCUAUUUUCGUUUAUCUGAUUCCAGCAACCUACCCCCUGCUGCUUCGCUAGCUCUCAUCGCCUGCUUUCUAACUAUUCUCGCCAUGGGGUUUGCUUGGAAAGAGGUUUCAAUAACAGUCAUGAGUGGGCAAUUGAUGGCAUUGGAGGCUUUCGUGAUCAUCCUUUCAGUGACGCAGUUAAUUUAUACUGCAAUCAUCCUGUGGAGCUCAACCAACUAGCAGAUUCUAGAAAUAGUGUUCAACGAACACUCUGUUCGUGGGUUUGUCUUCGAUUUUCUGUUCAUUCUUUAUUUUUCUCGAUUCAGUUCUUCGUCCCGAUCAUGUACAGGGGAAACUUGCAAUGUGCUGGCAGAUGAAGAUGUAUAGACAAUAAUAUGACAAUUGGUGUGCGAAACAAGAAGAAUAAAAUUUCAAUAACUUUGAUGAUGA